Messenger RNA from Sclerotinia trifoliorum, 2107 nucleotides. NCBI's taxonomy places the organism in Eukaryota, Fungi, Ascomycota, Leotiomycetes, Helotiales, Sclerotiniaceae. The record is from the annotation of a GenBank genome assembly.
GAUCCCUUCUGUGGAAUUGCCUUCCACUUUGAAAUCAUCAUUUUUACUAUCUACCAUUCAUAGUAAUGUCGAGUUUAGCUUCAACAUCGUUGAGGCAGGCAUCGCGCCUUUGCUUAAAGCAGUCGACCCCGCCUGUUGGGCUGGUGAGGGGUUCUGCGUUUGCUCGGGUGGCGUCCAUAUCAAAUCAAAAAGUAUCAAGGAGGGGUUAUGUUUCCGAGACGAAAAGAGACAGCGCUCAAGUUAAUAUUGAUACUGCCAUUCGGUCAGAACAGAAGGCUUUCUUCAAAGAGACUGGCAAGCAUGCUGAGGAUCAAUCUAUUUCAGGAACAUCUGCAAAUGCUGAUGCGAUGAUGAGUCCCAUUGCUGGUAAUUACCUCUCGCGUAUAUAUUUUGGCACGUAAGGAAGCUUAGCUAAUCAUUGUUUAGGUGUGCUUAAGCAAGCUACUGUCAUGGACGAAGGCCAGAGACCAAUUUAUUUAGAUAUGCAAGCUACUACUCCAUUGGACCCACGAGUAUUGGAUAAAAUGUUACCCUUCUAUACCGGUCUAUACGGCAACCCACAUUCGAGAACCCAUCCUUAUGGUUGGGAAGCUGACAGGGCGGUUGAGGAAGCAAGAGAACAUAUUGCUGCGGUGAUCGGAGCUGACCCUAAAGAGAUUAUUUUCACCAGUGGAGCUACUGAGAGUAACAAUAUGAGUGUCAAAGGUGUGGCGAGGUUCUUUGGUAGAGCGGGGAAGAAGAAGCACAUUAUUACAACACAAACAGAGCACAAAUGUGUACUGGAUAGUUGUAGGCAUUUGCAAGAUGACGGUUUCGAUAUUACAUAUCUGCCAGUGCAGCAAAAUGGCUUGGUUGAUAUGGCUCAACUCGAAGCUGCCAUUCGUCCCGAGACAGCCCUUGUCAGUAUAAUGGCAGUUAACAACGAGAUCGGUGUCAUUCAACCAUUAGAAGAAAUAGGCAAGCUUUGCCGCUCGAAGAAGGUUUUCUUCCAUACCGAUGGUGCGCAAGCUGUUGGAAAGAUUCCCUUGGACGUCAAUGCGAUGAACAUUGAUUUGAUGUCGAUUUCGUCUCAUAAGAUCUAUGGACCAAAGGGUAUCGGUGCAUGCUAUGUGCGCAGACGACCCAGGGUUAGGCUUGAGCCAAUUAUCAGUGGAGGUGGACAGGAGAGAGGUCUGAGAAGUGGUACUCUCGCGCCUGCAAUAGUGGUCGGCUUCGGUGAAGCUUGCCGGAUUGCAAAGGAGGAAAUGGAUGUAAGUUCUAACAUUUCUUCGUUAUUUUUUAUUACAUGAUGACAUACUUUACAUAUGCAUGGCUUUCCUAGUGACCUCCUUGCUUGCAGGUUGAGGCUUCUUUGACGACUCUCAGUACCUUGUCUGAAUUUGCUGCUCAAUUACUUGAAUUUGUUUGAAUCUUGAAGUUGGGUUUUAUGCUGACACUACAAUAGUAUGACCAUGCUCGUGUUAAGAAGUUGUCCGACAGACUACUCAAAGGUCUUCUCGCCAUGGAGCAUACCACUCAAAAUGGCGACCCAGAUCAUUUCUAUCCGGGAUGUGUAAACGUCUCUUUUGCCUACGUUGAAGGAGAAUCGCUCCUGAUGGCAUUAAAGGACAUUGCACUAUCAUCCGGAAGUGCUUGUACCUCUGCUUCACUCGAACCCAGUUAUGUUCUUCGGGCACUUGGUAGCAGUGAUGAGAGUGCGCACAGCAGUAUUAGAUUUGGUAUUGGGCGUUUCACAACUGAGGCUGAGAUUGAUUACGUCUUGCAAGCUGUCGAAAACAGAGUCACAUUCUUACGAGAGUUGAGUCCUCUUUGGGAGCUCGUACAGGAAGGUAUUGCAUUGGACAGUAUUGAGUGGAGCCAGCAUUAGAUUGCUGCUAGGAAUUAAAUGAAAUAUGGCGGGGCGUUGGCGUUUGUGAUAUCCCUUGAGCGGGUUGGAGGCUUCCUGGGGGUGUACAAUAGUGAUGAUUGGGCGAACAUAGUACCCUAUGUAUAGUGAGUAAAUGAUAAUGAGUGCAACAACGGCAUAUCAAAUUAAAGCACAUCUCACUCUUUUAGAUACAUUCAAUAUUUUCCUAUCAAUUUGAAAUCCUAUUCAGGGCUUUGCAUU